Messenger RNA from Canis lupus familiaris (dog), 2736 nucleotides. It is a transcript of the gene UBE2J2, whose product is annotated as ubiquitin conjugating enzyme E2 J2. The record is from RefSeq and is a predicted model, not a curated record. The transcript is spliced from 7 exons. NCBI's taxonomy places the organism in Eukaryota, Metazoa, Chordata, Mammalia, Carnivora, Canidae. Bases 163 to 942 code for a protein of 259 amino acids.
CCCCCGCCCGGGGAACGGCCAUCUUGCAAGCUGAGGCGGUGGCGGCGCUGCGGUGGUGCGGUGGCCUCGGUCCCGGCGCGGUGAGGCUCUUCCUUCCCUGCUCCGGCCUCGACCACGGCGAGCCUGAGCGCGGCGGCGGCCCACGCGCGGCGACGGGGAGAGAUGAGCAGCAACAGCAAUAAAAGAGCUCCAACAACAGCAACCCAGCGGCUGAAACAGGACUAUCUCCGAAUUAAGAAGGACCCGGUACCUUAUAUCUGUGCUGAGCCCCUCCCUUCCAAUAUUCUUGAAUGGCACUAUGUGGUCCGAGGCCCAGAGAUGACCCCUUAUGAAGGUGGCUAUUACCACGGAAAACUAGUUUUUCCCAGAGAAUUUCCUUUUAAACCUCCUAGUAUUUAUAUGAUAACGCCCAAUGGAAGAUUUAAGUGCAAUACGAGGCUGUGUCUUUCCAUCACGGAUUUCCAUCCAGACACGUGGAACCCUGCCUGGUCUGUCUCCACCAUACUGACUGGGCUCCUUAGCUUCAUGGUGGAGAAAGGCCCCACCCUGGGCAGCAUAGAGACGUCGGACUUCACGAAAAGACAACUGGCUGCACAAAGUUUAACAUUUAAUUUGAAAGACAAAGUUUUUUGUGAAUUAUUCCCUGAAGUCGUGGAGGAAAUCAAACAAAAACAGAAAGCCCAAGACGAACUCAGUAGCCGACCCCAGGCUCUCCCCUUACCAGAUGUGGUUCCAGAUGGGGAAACACACCAUGGUCAGAAUGGGCUUCAGCUCCUCAAUGGGCAUGCACCAGGGGCUGGGCCGCACCUUGCAGGGCUCCAGCAGGCCAACCGGCACCACGGACUCCUGGGCGGCGCCCUGGCGAACUUGUUUGUUAUAGUUGGGUUUGCAGCCUUUGCCUACACGGUCAAGUAUGUGCUGAGAAGCAUAGCGCAGGAGUGAGCCAUAUGCCGUGGCCAGCAGAAGUGAUCAAAAACGAGGGACACUGGGCCCAAGCUUGCCAUGGGCUGGCUGGACGUGCCGCCGAGCGCAGGGUGGACCUGCCUGACUCCUGGGGUUAGCUUUUUAAAAACCUUGAAAAGGAAAACAAAACCAAAGUGUGUAAUUUGGAUUUAGAGGAGAUGCAAGAUCCUCAGCUCCCUGACCUCGCUCUGGGGUCUGUUGGGGACCAUGGAGCUUGGGUGUCGAGGAGGGGCUUCACGCUUUGGUUUUAUAGCUUAUCUCCUGUAUCGUCUUUUGGACCUGUUUUAGUAAACCUGUUUUUCAUUUUAUUAGAUUUGGUCACUUACAAAUACAAAACUCGAUUAUCACAUAUUCUGCGUGCAUUCUUGGUCCACUGGAGCCCUGGCUCACCAGGCAGGGGCAGUUCCCACAGCUGCACCCAGUUGGCAGGGACAGGGGGCCCGCCAUGGGGCCCAAGGGGGGCCAAGGACAGACACAGGCGGGGUCCGGGAGAUGUGGUGUUCAGCCUCAGCAUUUGAAAUGUGCUUGUGUCCGCUUGGGAAGAAGCGGUCCCUCCUAGGAACGUGGUUCUUCAUUUUGCUGAGGUUGAAGUUCAGCAUCUGCUUGCUGGCUGGCCACAAGGUGGCAUCCUUCCCCUGAAGAGCCACCUUGUCCUGUGUGAUCCUGAGGUGGUUUUCCCUCCCCCCACUUCCCUCCACAGCCCUGCCAGGCAGGGUCCCCACUGCCACCUCUGGCUUCCCAGAUGCUGUAGGCGGAUGCCCUUCAUGCCCACAGGAAGGUCCCGGCAGCCCUGUGGGGGGUCAGCACCUGACAGGCAGGUUCUGUGCACCUUGGGGCUCCCUCACCCUUGGUCCAGAUCUGUGGUUCACCCUGUAGAUGGGCUCACACGUUCCUUUUCACAGCUGAUCCAUCCAUGUCCAGUAUGGGCUCUUCCCUAGAAGACCCCACACGGCUCGGGCAUCACAGGAAGUGACGGGCCGGUGGGCUGUAUACGGCUCCCAUCAAGCACCUGGCUGAUGAUUUCACUUGCACAUCAUUUGAAAGUGGUGUGUGUGCGAGUCCCAGGCUGAGGUGCUCUGAUCUCACUCCAGGGCCAUAGGGCUUCAAGUGCAGCCAUGCACUUGUACGUCUUCAACAUUCUUUGGUUUUUGAUCAGUUUAUUUAAAAUUGCUCUAUAAUUUACCACUGUGUGUAUUUAACUCACUCUUGUGAACAACAUCUUCCAUUAUAUCUUUGUUCCUGAAUGCUGUGCUUUGUCUCUAUUGGAAACCCAUGUCCGUCUCAGGCGGUUGACAGGCUAGCCUGUGGGCUGGCCAGCAGCAUGGCCUGUGACGGGCUGGAGCUACUGUGCAGUGUGGAGGCGCCUCGUGAUGAGCUGUGGGCCCUGGGGCAGUGCCACACUGCCGUGCUGGUCCAGGCCUUGCCUCAGUCCACAGCUGGUAUCUGACCCAAACACUUAGUGUUUCCUGCGGUUUUCAAGAGGCAGAUUACUUAGCAAAUAUUUUACUUAAUGUGGGUUUUCUCGCCGUAUGUGAAAUCUCAACUAUUAAAAACUCUUUGUCAGCGGUAGAAAUAGAUCCGUGCUGUACAGAGCAUUCACCCAGUGUCCAAGGUGGCGUGCUAUCUGAAGUGACCCGAGGUAAAAGAUGACCUUGGGGUGCCUGGCUGGCCCAGUUGGAAGAGCAGGCGACUCUUCAUCUCGUGGUUGUGGGUUUGAGCCCCACGUUGGGUGUAGAGAUUGCUUAAAAUAAAUAAAAGUGAAAAAAAGUUAAA